This is a messenger RNA of Carcharodon carcharias (great white shark), 5868 nucleotides long. Its product is annotated as transient receptor potential cation channel subfamily M member 6-like. The transcript is spliced from 38 exons. Gene Ontology annotation, cellular component: apical plasma membrane. Lineage: Eukaryota; Metazoa; Chordata; Chondrichthyes; Lamniformes; Lamnidae. The record is from RefSeq and is a predicted model, not a curated record. Bases 1 to 5868 code for a protein of 1955 amino acids. Gene Ontology annotation, molecular function: ATP binding; protein serine/threonine kinase activity; monoatomic cation channel activity. Gene Ontology annotation, biological process: monoatomic cation transmembrane transport; protein tetramerization; protein phosphorylation.
AUGAAUAUUGAGAUUGAGUGUCUUCCUGGCUUCAUUGUAGAGUUCCAGAUCUUUGCAAGGCCAAGGGAACCGAAGCAAACUUUGGGCCUGAAUUUUCUCAAGCACAACUAUGGUGGUUCACCAGUGAAUGAAGUUGGAAAUGGGGUGGAACCUUUCAUGCUGGAUCUCUGCCCAAAAGCUCAGAUUGUGACCCAGCAAUCCUGGAUUGAAGGAGUUUUCUAUAAGCGAGAAUGUGGAAAGAUUAUAACCAGUUCAAAAGAUUCACACAGGUGCCUUCCAGGAUGUCAGAUUUGCCAGAACCUGGUGAGAUGUUGCUGUGGUCGGCUGGUUGGAGAUCACCCUGGCUUAGAUAGCAAGUUACCAGUCUAUUUAUCAGCUCAUGACGAUGGGCAGGAGGAGUGGUGUGUUCACAAACACACCAUAGCAAGUCCAACUGAUGCCUUUGGUACCGUAGACUUCCAAGAUGGUGCUUAUUCCUACCGUGCUAAGUAUAUUAGAGUCUCAUAUGACACUGAACUGCACCAGUUGCUUCAUUUGAUGUUGAAGGAAUGGCUGAUGGAACUCCCAAAGCUACUCAUAUCUGUCCAUGGAGGUAGCCAGAACUUUGAACUUCCUCCAAAAGUUAAACAAAUCUUUGGGAAAGGACUUAUCAAAGCAGCUGAGACUACCGGGGCCUGGAUAGUGACUGAGGGCAUCAACACAGGAACUUCCAGACAUGUUGGGGAUGCGGUAAGAGAUCAUACUUCCCCGUAUUUACGAAAGAUCUGCAUAAUAGGAAUUACACCCUGGGGAGUCAUAGAAAACCAUCGAGAUUUGAUUGGACAAGAUGUAGUAUGUCCCUAUCAGACACUUGGCAAUCCCUUGAGCAAGCUGACCAGUUUAAAUAGCAAGCAUUCGCACUUCAUUCUAGUAGAUGAUGGGACUGUUGGCAAAUAUGGGAAUGAAAUGAAGCUGAGAAGGAAGCUGGAAAAAUACAUUGCACUUCAGAAAAUCCAUACUCGGAUGGGCCAAGGUGUACCUGUAGUGGGAUUGGUGAUUGAAGGUGGACCCAAUGUUAUCCUGACGGUAUGGGAAUAUGUAAGGGAUGUUCCCCCUGUGCCUGUCGUUGUGUGUGAGGGAACAGGCAGGGCUGCUGAUCUCCUGUCUUUUACUCAUAAACACACUGCAGAUGGUGGCAAAUUGUAUCCUGGCUUGGAAGGUGAACUAAUAUUAAUGAUUCAGAAGACCUUUAAUUUUGGCCAGAAGCAAUCGGAUCAUUUGUUUAAAAUUCUUAUGGAAUGCAUGGAGCACAGAGAAUCUAUUACAAUUUUUGAUGCAGACUCUGAAGAACAGCAGGACAUUGACUUGGCAAUAUUAACGGCUCUCCUCAAAGGUACAAACACUUCUGCAUCAGAUCAGCUAAGUUUGGCACUGGCAUGGGACAGAGUGGAUAUUGCUAAGAAAAACAUUUUGGUUUAUGGACAACACUGGAAGGUGGGAUCCUUGGAGCAGGCCAUGCUUGAUGCUUUGGUAAUGGAUCGGGUGGAUUUUGUGAAACUGCUCAUUGAGAACGGUGUGAGCAUGCAUCGCUUUCUCACCAUCUCCAGGCUUGAGGAACUCUACAACACGAAACAAGGUCCAACUAACCUCCUGUUGCACCACCUGGUUCGAGACAUGAAGCAGAGUAACCUUCCUCCUGGUUACAAGGUUACUUUGAUUGACAUUGGAUUGGUGAUGGAAUACCUGGUAGGAGGUGCAUACAGAAGUAUCUAUACUCGGAAAUCCUUCAGACUCCUGUAUAACAGUCUCUAUAGGCAGCACAAGCGAGUUAGACGUCAUGGGGUCACAAGUUUCACUCAAAGCUGGAGCAACAAUUCCUUACACCAGAACAGAGAACCAGCUCCCAGGGUGGGAAGUGAUGAGCAGAGACUACAUUCCCAGUUCGUUAGAACAGCUCAGCCAUACAAACGCAAGGAGAAAUCGGUUUCACUCUGUAAGUCAAAAAGGAAGCAGAAGGAAGAUUUAAAUUGUACAGAAGAGCAUGAUUCUGCAAGUUUUAUCUAUCCCUACAAUGACCUGUUGGUGUGGGCUGUGUUGAUGAAACGGCAGAGAAUGGCCAUGUUCUUCUGGCAGCAUGGAGAAGAAGCCAUGGCUAAAGCAGUGGUGGCCUGCAAACUAUACAGGGCAAUGGCUCAUGAGGCUAAGCAGAGCAACAUGAUGGAUGACACCUCGGAAGAGCUAAAACAGUACUCCAAGGAAUUUGGACAACUUGCUGUGGAUCUUUUAGACCAUGCAUUCAAACAGAAUGAGAGAAUGGCCAUGAAACUGCUGACAUAUGAGCUGAAGAAUUGGAGCAACUCCACAUGUUUGAAACUGGCAGUGUCAUCUGGUCUUCGGUCCUUUGUUUCCCACACGUGCACUCAGAUGCUCCUAACUGACAUCUGGAUGGGACGUCUGAACAUGAGGAAGAACUCAUGGUUUAAGGUCAUUUUGAGCAUUCUUUUGCCUCCCAGCAUUCUGAUGCUGGAGUUUAAGAGCAAGGCUGAAAUGUCCCACAUCCCUCAGUCUCAGGAGUCCCAUCAGUUCGCUCGACAGUACAGUAUACAAAACUCCAGUGUUGCCAAGGAUGAUCAAUCUUCUAUGGAGUUUGACACAGAACAGGGCCCAGAAAAACCAGCCGACAAGAUCGUUGACACAAGACAGAAAGGACUGCCUUGGACGAGAAAGGCUUAUGAAUUUUACAGUGCCCCGAUUGUCAAGUUCUGGUUCCAUACGAUAGCAUAUUUGGGAUUCCUGAUGCUAUUUACCUACAUGGUAUUGGUGAAAAUGGAACCCCUGCCUAGUAUACAAGAAUGGAUUGUCAUCAUCUACGUUUUCACUACAGCUGUGGAGAAAGCCAGAGAGAUCUUCAUAUCAGAGCCUGGAAAAUUCAACCGGAAGAUUAAAGUUUGGGUCCAAGAAUACUGGAACUUGAAUGAUUCGGUGGCUAUCAUUCUAUUUGCGGUAGGGUUUGGUUUACGUUGGACUGACCAGCCAUUACAGACAGCUGGAAAAAUUAUAUACUCCCUGGACUUUAUAUUUUGGUUUGUGAGGCUUCUGGAUUUCUUCGCAGUGAAUCAACAUGCAGGGCCAUACUUGACAAUGAUUGGGAGAAUGACAACAAACAUGUUCUAUAUAGUGAUUCUGAUGGCAAUUGUUCUCUUGAGUUUCGGGGUGUCAAGAAAGGCUAUACUUUCUCCAGCAGAAGAACCAUCUUGGCGACUUGCUCGAGAUAUAGUGUUCCAGCCUUACUGGAUGAUAUUUGGUGAAGUCUAUGCUUCUGAAAUUGAUCCUUGUGAAGAAGGUGCAGAUUGCCCUCCUGGUUCAUUUCUUAAUCCAUUUCUCCAGGCGGUUUAUCUGUUUGCGCAAUAUAUUAUACUGGUCAACCUACUCAUCGCUUUCUUCAAUAAUGUGUAUUAUGAGAUGAAAUCCAUCUCCAACAGACUUUGGAAAUACAAUCGCUACCGUUACAUUAUGACCUAUCAUGAAAAGCCAUGGCUGCCGCCACCAAUUAUUAUCUUCAGCCACGUAGCUCUGCUCAUGAGUCGAAUUUACCAACGUCGAGCAAAAACUGAGGUGGAUCAAGAAGAUGAGGAUGUUGGGUUAAAAUUGUAUCUGAGUAAGGAGGAGUUGAAAAAGCUUCAUGACUUUGAAGAGCUAUGUGUGGAGAAAUACUUUCAUGAGAAGAAUGAAAAUCACCAUUCAAGUGACAAUGAAAGAAUUAGAGUAACAACUGAAAGGGUUGAAGAAAUGGCAAUGCAUUUGAAAGAAGUAAAUGAGAAAGUGCAUUAUGUCAAGGAAUCUUUGCACAGUUUGGACAGCCAGCUUGGACAUCUGCAGGACCUCUCAGCCCUGACUGUGGACACCCUCAAAGUGAUCUCUGCUGUGGAUAGUUUAAAAGUGGACAAUGCAUUCUUAGGGACAAACACAGAAAACAAUGACUUUCGGAAGCUGCCCCAUAGCUGGAGCAAUGUAAUUCACCUGAAUCCCUUAGACCAUUUUUCUGCUGAAGCAAAGCAAAAUUAUUAUAGCACCCCACCUUCAUUACUUCGAAACUUAACAAACAGCCAGAAGCCCUCAAUAUGCUAUCACGAUGCAAACAUUGUGGCGGAGUCACCUAAAUCAGUAAAGCAGAAUGAAAACAACCAGGAGUUAUAUGCUGAUCGAACACAUCUGAAGCAAAAAUGGUUGGAAGGUGACACUGUCAUGUCGAAAGUGUUACUUGAGCCCACAUCCCCUCAUAAAUAUGAACAGUUAUCCCUAGUCCCCUUACCUCUCGGAGGUCCUAAGUGUACAGAACUCCGAUUUAAUUUGUCACUUCCAAGCACCUUGACAUUGACCAGCUUAAACUCAAUAGUUCAGAAGCGAGAGAAAAGCCCAUGCAGCACACCAGUACAACUCAGCUUUCAAAGGAUGCUCUCUGAGCAGAACAAGGCAGAAGACCAUGGUAAACAAUGGGAUGUUAUUCAUAUGUCACCUGUAACGACUGAUGGGAGAGUAGAUCAACUUUCAUUGAACCUACUAGCUUCUCCCAUGGUUAUUGAUGCUUCUCUAUUGCCCGGCAAUCAUAGUGAAGAGAUUGAAGGUGGUUACGUCAACUGGGCAUUCAAUGAAGAUGAUGAGCCGGGAAUCUUCAAUGGAACCUUUAAAAAGCCUUCACAGCUUUGCCACUCAAUGAGGUCAAAAACAAAGUCACGAAAUAGUAAGAUAAAAUCCUUCAGAGGACAAAAGAAACCUCCAAAGCUUCAAGUACCGAUAAUUACAGUAGAUGGGUGCUCUCCGAAGAGUUUGGACUCAGCUCAAGAAAGCAAUGCUGGAAGUGAGAAGAAUGUGGAUGAGAAGGAAUGUAACAAAAACUGGCUAACCAUCUCCACUUUCAACCAAAUCACAUUCACCGAGAUGAAUUUCUUAGUGUGGUUUGCUACCUCAUUUAAAACUUCUCAGGACCUGAGCUACCAUUACUCUGCUGUUGAAAGAAAUAAUUUAAUGAGGCUUUCCCAGACAAUACCUUUCACCCCUGUUGAUCUCUUUGCUGGUGAGGAAGUAACCAUCUACAAACUGGAGGAAAGUUCACCGGUGAACCUGGACAAGAGCAUGUCCUCCUGGUCCCAGCAUGGUUUGGCUGCCAUGAUUCAUGUCCUUUCCAAGGAAGAAAUGGAUGGGGGACUUCGUAGAGCUAUGAAGGUGUAUUGCACUUGGUCUGAAGAGGACGUGCUGAAAACUGGGCAGACUUACAUCAUAAAGUCCUUCCUGCCAGAGGUAGUCAAAACCUGGCAGAAAAUCUUUAGUGAAGGAACAGUGCUCCAUCUCUGUCUGAGGGAAAUUCAACAGCAAAGGGCUGCACAGAAACUCAUCUACACCUUCAAUCAAAUGAAACCACAAACCAUCCCUUACACUCCAAGGUUUCUGGAAGUUUUUCUGGUGUAUUGCCAUUCUGCUAAUCAGUGGUUGACAAUGGAGAAGUACAUGAAUGGCCAGUUCAGAAAGUACAACAACAAUAAUGGUGAUGAGUUAAUUCCGACAAAUCUGCUGGAAGAGACCAUGUUAGCUUUUUCUCACUGGUCGUAUGAGUACACACGAGGAGAACUACUUGUGCUGGAUUUGCAAGGUGUUGGAGAAAAUCUUACUGAUCCAUCUGUUAUUAAAGCUGAAGAGAAAACUUCACAGGACAUGGUAUUUGGUCCAGCUAACCUUGGAGAAGAAGCAAUCAGAAACUUCACAGUGAAACAUCACUGUAAUACCUGCUGCAGAAAACUAAAACUACCAGAUCUAAGAAGAAACUUUUAUAACCCAGGCAAAGUAAACCCUCCCCUUGAAGAUGAUGCUUCAGUAGUUAACACAAGAUUGUGA